AUGAUGAUGAAUAAGGUUCGAGUUCCGAGAGCUGGGGUUUGCUGCGGUGCGCGGGAUGGCCGGUACGUCAACGGGGGGCACUUUGAUGUCGUGUAUUUCAAGAAAAGCUUGUUUGAGCUUCCCACGUCGCCAGAUAAUGAAAUCUCUUCCGACUGCAAUCACCUCUUGUGGAACUACAAGCUGAACCUCACGACAGAUCCCAAGUUCGAAUCCGUGGCCAGAGAGGUCUGCAAGUCCACUAUUGCAGAGAUCAAGGAGUGUGCGGAUGAACCAGUUGGUAAAGGCUUCUUGGUGUCAUGUUUGGUGGAUCACCGAGGCAACAUCACUGAAUACCAGUGCCAUCAGUACAUCACUAAAAUGACAGCCAUUAUCUUCAGCGAUUAUCGGUUGAUCUGCGGCUUCAUGGAUGACUGCAAGGCUGACAUCAAUCUCCUGAAAUGCGGCAGCAUUCGACCCGGAGAAAAGGAUGCCCACUCGCAAGGAGAGGUGGUGGCGUGCCUGGAGAAAGGCCUGGUAAAAGAGGCGGAGGAGACGGAUCCUCGAAUUCAGGUUUCUGAUCAGUGCAAGAAAGCGAUUCUUCGGGUCGCCGAACUCUCCUCCGAUGACUUCCACCUGGACCGGCACCUCUACUUUGCAUGCCGAGAUGAUCGAGAACGGUUUUGUGAAAAUACUCAGGCUGGGGAAGGCCGAGUUUACAAGUGCCUCUUUAAUCACAAGUUUGAAGAAUCAAUGAGCGAAAAGUGUCGCGACGCACUGACCACCCGCCAGAAGCUGAUUGCCCAAGACUACAAAGUCAGUUACUCGCUGGCCAAGUCUUGUAAAAGUGACCUGAAGAAGUACCGCUGUAACGUGGAGAACCUUCCCCGGUCUCGGGAAGCCAGGCUUUCCUAUCUGUUGAUGUGCUUAGAGUCUGCUGUGCACAGAGGUCGACAAGUGAGCAGCGAGUGCCAGGGCGAGAUGCUGGAUUACCGGCGCAUGCUGAUGGAAGACUUCUCGCUCAGCCCGGAAAUCAUCCUGAGCUGCCGCGGGGAGAUCGAGCACCACUGCUCGGGUCUGCAUCGGAAGGGCCGCACCCUGCACUGCCUGAUGAAAGUGGUGCGGGGCGAGAAGGGAAACGUUGGCCUGAAUUGCCAGCAGGCG
Molecule: messenger RNA, 1140 nt
Organism: Apaloderma vittatum (bar-tailed trogon)
Lineage: Eukaryota; Metazoa; Chordata; Aves; Trogoniformes; Trogonidae
Product: Golgi apparatus protein 1-like
Exons: 9
Cellular component (GO): Golgi membrane
Molecular function (GO): fibroblast growth factor binding
Source: RefSeq, a predicted model, not a curated record